Molecule: messenger RNA, 1993 nt
Organism: Vitis vinifera (wine grape)
Lineage: Eukaryota; Viridiplantae; Streptophyta; Magnoliopsida; Vitales; Vitaceae
Product: serine carboxypeptidase-like
Exons: 9
Coding region: 225-1739 (504 amino acids)
Biological process (GO): proteolysis
Cellular component (GO): vacuole
Molecular function (GO): serine-type carboxypeptidase activity
Source: RefSeq, a predicted model, not a curated record
GGGUGGGGAACUUUACACGUAAGACCAUGCCCUAAAAAGAUGGUUUCUUCCCGCCAAAGCAACCCAAGAUACUGCCACGUCACCACUCAACCACCCUCCUCUCUCGGCCCAAGACUGUGUUGAAUGGAACGUUAGUUCCACUCUUUUCUCUUGCUAAAACCACCCACGUGUGUGUAUAUAUAUAUUUGUAUUGGGGAUCGGAGACUCAGCAGAGUUUGGGAAGAAUGGAGAAUUUGGUGUUUCUCUCUCUUCUUCUUCUUGUUCUUCUCUCUCCUUUCUCUUCCGCCAAUGACAUUCUAGGGUUUUCUUCCAACCCUAAGUUUCCAAAGUCGCAAGCGGAGAAGCUGAUAAGGGAGCUUAAUUUGUUCCCCAAAGACGCGGAGCCGGUCAACGCCGUGGGCCGUGAGUCUCCGAAGAGCCUUGUGGAGACGCGGCUGAGGUUCCCCGGUAUUGACUACUCUGAUGCUUCGGUUUCGGUUGAGGACCUGGGGCACCAUGCCGGCUACUACAAGAUUAAGCACUCUAGUGCUGCAAGGAUGUUCUACCUUUUCUUUGAAUCGCGAGACAACAGGAAGGACCCUGUUGUCAUUUGGUUGACUGGAGGACCAGGGUGUAGUAGUGAAUUGGCUGUAUUUUAUGAAAAUGGGCCUUUCACUAUUGCUAAAAACUUGUCGCUCUUAUGGAAUGAGUUUGGUUGGGACAAGGUAUCAAACCUUCUGUAUGUUGACCAGCCCAUUGGUACUGGCUUCAGUUAUAGCUCUGAUAAACAUGACAUUCGUCACAAUGAAGAGGGUGUCAGUAAUGACCUGUAUGACUUCUUACAGGCCUUCUUUGAGGAGCACCCCCAGUUUGCAGACAAUGACUUCUAUAUAACCGGAGAAUCAUAUGCUGGGCACUAUAUUCCUGCUUUUGCUGCUCGAGUUCACCGAGGAAACAAAGCUAAAGAAGGAAUUCACAUUAAGCUUAAGGGAUUUGCAAUUGGUAAUGGGCUUACUGAUCCUCAAAUCCAGUACAAAGCAUAUACAGAUUAUGCAUUAGACAUGGGGAUAAUUCAAAAACCUGAUUAUGACCGUAUCAACAAGGUGCUUCCGGUGUGUGAGAUGGCAAUAAGGCUUUGUGGCACUGAUGGGACAAUCUCUUGCAUGGCUUCAUAUUUUGUUUGCAACACCAUAUUCAGUAGUAUAAUGGCCAUUGCUGGUGAUGCUAAUUACUAUGACAUCAGAAAGAAGUGUGAGGGGAGUCUUUGCUAUGACUUCUCAAACAUGGAGAGAUUCCUGAACCAGAGAUCUGUUAGGGAUGCUCUUGGAGUUGGGGACAUAGAUUUUGUUUCUUGUAGCCCCACUGUGUAUCAGGCUAUGCUGAUGGACUGGAUGAGGAAUCUUGAAGUUGGUAUUCCUGCAUUACUUGAGGAUGAAGUCAAAUUGCUUGUAUAUGCUGGAGAAUAUGAUCUCAUUUGCAAUUGGCUUGGUAAUUCAAGAUGGGUUCAUGCCAUGAAAUGGAGUGGCCAGAAAGAUUUCCAAGCAUCCCUUGAAAUUCCUUUCGAAGUAAGAGAUUCACAUGCUGGACUGGUGAAAAGCUAUGGCCCUCUUACCUUCCUCAAGGUCCAUGAUGCUGGUCACAUGGUUCCCAUGGAUCAGCCCGAAGCUUCAUUAGAGAUGCUGAAGAGGUGGAUGGAAGGCAAACUCGUUGAAGGCCAAGAUGAAUCAGAAGAGCCAGAAAAAUUAGUUGCUCAAAUGUGAUUUGAUUCCCUCUGUUUGUGUUCAUCAUAUAUCUAGGUUUAUCAAAAUCCACAAGCAGUUGAGUAAUUGGGUAUGUCCAACAUUGCAAGCUAGCUGAUGUUGAAGUCUUGAGUGCACCUGUAAAUAUAUUUGCCCUCAGAUACAGAUAAAUUUCUGGACAACUUUUUGAUGUUUUUGUGGUUAUUAAAGACUACUCAGCAACUGAUUAUCUUACAAAAACUUAUGUUGGGGAUAAGAAUACGUACUGUUCUACA